Messenger RNA from Rhododendron vialii, 381 nucleotides. Its product is annotated as nucleolar protein 12-like. Bases 1 to 381 code for a protein of 126 amino acids. Lineage: Eukaryota; Viridiplantae; Streptophyta; Magnoliopsida; Ericales; Ericaceae. The transcript is spliced from 2 exons. The record is from RefSeq and is a predicted model, not a curated record.
AUGGGAAGCCGCCUAGAAAAAGUGAGUAAAAUUUGCAAAAUGGUGUACGCCGGUACGCGAGUACUGCUAGGUGAGGUGAAAAAACUCAGGAAAGAGAUCAAGAGGCUAAAAGAGGAAGAAGAGACUAGGAAAUUGCAGCUGGAAGAACGUGAGGACAACGACGAUGACGAGGACGAUGAUGAGGACGAAGAUGAGGACGACGGGGAUGAGGAUAAGAAGAAGGAAGAGGAUAAGGGAACUGAUGAUAUACACUAUCAACAAGUCAUCCCCAAGGGACACAAAAGUCCUCUUUCAAAUCUUUCGUCUGGUAAAUUUCAUAUCGUUGAGAAGGAAUAUAUGUCUGUGAAUUUGUUUCACUACUUUAAUGUUAAUGGAAUCUAG